AUGGCCUCCUACCUACGCAGUUGGCUUACAUUGCCCACCGUAGCUUCUACAUCUUCAGAAGCUAUAUCUACUUUCCAAUCUUCUCUUGAGGAUGAAGACGAAGGAUCCGAUACUGAAAGGGAAGAUAACGAUGCUCCGCCUGCAUUUCCUAGCUUAAAUAGUGCCCAACGAAUGCAAUCAAUCCCCACAAUUCUUACAGAUUCUCAAUUAAUGCCUCCACCUCCCAACCCAAAUUUCAGGAAUCGUACAAUAGGCGUCUCAACUCCAGGUGGUCUCGCUGUUCCUCCUACAACGACAAAGCCCCCAGUAAAACCCUCAAAAAAGCGCGAGAAGGUCGCUCUAGCACCAGGGCAUAGUCCCUUGGAUUGGGCAGCACUGAAGUCUUCUGGGAAGGAUCUUCGGGGAGUAGAUUCUCUGAUGCGUAUACCCCCUUCGGUCCUCAAAGUGCAUAACACCCGAGAAGAUGCUUGGUCUGCAUUCAACGGCAAGGUCUAUAACAUUACCGCAUAUCUAUCGUUUCACCCUGGAGGUGAAAAAGAGCUAAUGCGUGUGGCGGGAAGAGAUGGGACGAAACUUUUUGCGUUGACUCAUGCAUGGGUUAAUGUCGAUUUCAUGUUAGAUUCAUGUAUGGUUGGUUUCCUGGUUUCUGAACCUUCAUCAUAA
Molecule: messenger RNA, 663 nt
Organism: Lentinula edodes (shiitake mushroom)
Lineage: Eukaryota; Fungi; Basidiomycota; Agaricomycetes; Agaricales; Omphalotaceae
Product: cytochrome b5-like heme/steroid binding domain-containing protein
Exons: 3
Coding region: 1-663 (220 amino acids)
Molecular function (GO): heme binding
Source: RefSeq, a predicted model, not a curated record